CAAUCCCACAUCGACAUGGAAUCCUCGCAAACCAAAUCUCUCUCUUCAUCUUCUUCUUCUGUGUUUGAAAUCGAGGUUAGGGCGACGUUUAUCAUCGUCGAGAGGAACCCCGUCGCCGGGGGCGAACCGUUUGUGGAAGCCGGGAGGAUUAUUUCCCAAGUGAUCCACGAGUUUCCGUUCGACGACUUGAUCAACGACGGAAAUGGCGCCGUUUCUGACAUGCUCGACUCGAUGCGUUUCCCGGUCGAACCGUCUAUGGUUGAAGAAAUAGCGGCCACCGCCGUACGGUUGGCGACGGACGCUAGGGACAGAGAUGGGAAGGUGUUGAGGAUGGAGGUGGCGGUCGAGGCUGUCGUGGACGACGUGCCUGACUUUGGGAGUGAUGAUAAGGACGAUAGUGACGGUGAAGGGGUGACGAUGACAGCGGAAGAGGUGGCGGAGAAUGUGGGGAAGACGGUGGUUGAUGCGGCGGGGAAGGAGUGUCCGAUUUGUUUGGAAGAAUUGGUGGUUGGUGGCGAAGCGGUCUGCGUGCCUUGCUCGCAUUCUUUUCACGAGCUUUGCAUUGUAACCUGGCUGAAGAAGAAGAAACGCUGCCCUUGUUGUCGUUUUGACAUGUCAAAGGUGAAAAGUAAAGUUUAGGAUUUUUCAAAU
Messenger RNA from Hibiscus syriacus, 651 nucleotides. RefSeq names its product E3 ubiquitin-protein ligase SIRP1-like. The record is from RefSeq and is a predicted model, not a curated record. The transcript is spliced from 2 exons. Bases 16 to 639 code for a protein of 207 amino acids. NCBI's taxonomy places the organism in Eukaryota, Viridiplantae, Streptophyta, Magnoliopsida, Malvales, Malvaceae.